AUGGGCUCUACAGAUGAGAAGAUCAACAUCGUCAUCCUGGGAGGAGGCAUCUCUGGACUCGCUUUGGGAGCCGGUCUUGCGAAGAAACCUCACAUUACGUUCACCAUCUACGAAUCCGUCCCCGAGUACAAAGAUGUCGGAGCUGGACUCGCAUUGCAUCUGAAUGCCAUCAAAGCAAUGACCCUCAUUGACGACGAGGUACGAAAGGCAUAUGUCGACCGAGCGCUCGACAUGGGCGAAGAAGAUAUGGAGAUGGCAACGCAAGUGAUACUGGCUCACGGCCCUAACAGUGGGGAGGUGGUGGCAGAGUUGGGAAAAGCAAAGGGGAGGAAAACAAUAGCGCGAUAUGAGCUGAUGAAAGGCAUCAUGGAGUUAUUGCCAAAAGGCGCGGUCAAGUUUGGAAAGAGAGCGGAAAGUAUACGGGAGACAAAUCAAGGCGUGGUAGUCAAGUUUACGGAUGGAGAAGAGGCUACCGCAGACUGCGUGAUAGGGUCAGACGGCGUACACAGUAUAACGAGAUCUUACAUCCUUGGUCCGGAUCAUCCAGCAGUAGAGGCAAAGAACCAUGACGGCUACCAGAACUACCGUCGGAUGCUGCCAAUGGACAAGGCGAGAGAGUACGGCUUGAAUGAGCAAUGGACGAAAUUCGUGCCGAUCAUGUGCGGACCGAAAGGGAACAUCAACAGCAUGCCUCUUGAUCGAGGGCAAAGACUAAGCAUCGGACUUGCACGACGAGGGCUACGAUGGGAAGCAGACAAGUACAGUGGAGCACCGCCUUUGAAGCCAGAAGAAUAUACGGACUACAGCGAAGAAGCGCAGAUGAUGAUUCGCAUGAUUGCGGACGACGUCUCUGGCUCCUGGUCGUAUGCUGAUCAUGACCACGCUCCUGUCUACUACCGUGGUAGAGUCUGCAUGAUUGGAGACGCUGCACAUUGUACGUCCAGCUAAAAGCAGAAAGCAAAGUGACAUUGCUAACGAGGUAUCAGGUAUGCAUCCCUUCGCAGGGAACGGGGCAGCUCAAGCUCUUGAAGACUGUGCUGUAAUCGAUCACCUCUUCUCCAAAGUACACGACGUCUCCCAGAUUGAGAAAGCCUUCGCAGCAUACGAUACCACAAGACGGCCUCGCUCACAGGCCGUGGUUGAGAUAUCGCGGAAGUACGGUCGGGUGUACGGCUACGCAGAAGGCAACAUGCACGAAGAUCCAGAGCAGAUGAGAGCCUUCUUCAAAGAGUCCGCGGCUUUCACGAACAAUGCCGAUUUGACAAAGCAGAAUCAGGAUGCGAUGGACUUGUAUUUAGCAAACUGA
Lecanosticta acicola is the source of this 1306-nucleotide messenger RNA. NCBI's taxonomy places the organism in Eukaryota, Fungi, Ascomycota, Dothideomycetes, Mycosphaerellales, Mycosphaerellaceae. The record is from the annotation of a GenBank genome assembly.